GGGGUGGGGGGGCAGGAUGGCUUAAUCCGGGAUCGGGGGCAGAACUGAGUCUGGCUCCAACAUGGCCCCCGGGGCAAGGGGGGACACAGGGAGCCAUGCCAUGCUGCUGGGCACCGUGCUCUGCUGGCUGCUGCCAGGGCUCACAGGUCUGAAUGUCUGCACCAGUAGAAGCACAGCAUCCUCGUCUUGCCACGAGUGCCUACUUAUUCACCCGCAGUGUGCCUGGUGUUCUCAGGAGGAGUUUGGUAAGCCAGCUAAGGUAACGCCUCGAUGUGACUUGAUAUCGAAUCUGCUCGAUAAAGGCUGUGCCCGCGAGUUCAUCGAGGGUCCAAAAAGUCAAAUCACAGUGACCAAGGACCUACCGCUGAGCAGCAAAGGAACUGGUGCCACAGUCUCCGACUUCAUCCAGCUUACCCCACAGAGCCUGUCGCUGUCACUCCGGCCGGGUGCCGCGGCGUCCUUCAAGGUUCAGGUACGGCAGGUAGAGGACUAUCCAGUGGAUCUCUAUUAUCUCAUGGACCUGUCACUUUCCAUGAAGGACGACCUCGAUAAUAUCCGAAAUUUGGGGACAAAGCUGGCAGCCGAGAUGAAGAAACUAACCAGCAACUUCCGGCUGGGAUUUGGGUCCUUUGUGGACAAGAAUAUCUCUCCCUAUUCCUACAACUCCCCAAAAUAUCAAAACAACCCCUGCACUGGAUAUAAACACUUUCCCAGCUGUAAUCCAUCCUUUGGCUUCAGACACCUGCUUUCCCUGACGGACAAAGUGAAUAAUUUCAAUGCUGAGGUUCAGAAGCAGCGAGUGUCACGGAACCGAGAUGCACCCGAAGGGUCGUUUGACGCAAUUCUCCAGGCAGCAGUGUGUAAAGAGAAGAUUGGCUGGAGACAGGAGGCAUCUCACCUCUUAGUGAUCACCACUGAUGAUGUUCCGCACAUCGCCCUAGACGGGAAACUUGCUGGACUGGUGCAGCCUCACGACGGCCAGUGUCACUUGGACAGAGACAAUGAGUACAGUGCAUCGGACAUGCUGGACUACCCAUCCCUUGCUUUGCUUGGGGAAAAGCUGUCCGAAAAUAACAUCCAUCUUAUAUUCGCUGUGACGAAGACUCACUAUAUUCUGUACAAGAAUUUCACAGCUUUGAUUCCGGGAACGACGGUGGAGAUUCUCGAUCAGGAUUCUCAAAACAUCAUUCAACUUAUUAUUAACGCCUAUAAUAAUAUCCGCUCGAAGGUCGAGCUGACUGUUUCUGAUCACCCUGAAGAUUUAAGCCUCAGCUUUUCAGCUACCUGUCAGGACGGCUUGUCCUACCCCGGGGUGAAGAAGUGUGGGGAGCUGAAGAUUGGAGAUACGGUUUCCUUUGAGAUCAUGGCGAAGGCAGUUAGCUGCCCCCCUCCCGACACGGUGCACACCUUCACCAUUAAGCCGGUUGGUUUCCGAGACACGCUAGACGUGACAGUGUCAUAUAAUUGCAGCUGUGGCUGCUCACAGCACAUGGAAUCUGCCAGCAACAAAUGUAGCGGAAACGGCACAUACACCUGCGGCGUGUGCGACUGUGACGCUGGAUUCCUGGGAGCGCGAUGUGAGUGCGGGGAGGAGGAAGGCAGCAGUGAAACCUCUCUAAGUAACUGCCGGGAGUCAGAGGGCAAAACCGUCUGCAACGGGCGGGGGAGGUGCAUAUGUGGACUCUGCGUCUGUUACGAAAGCGAGUUUGGGCGCAUCAGUGGAUCGUACUGCGAGUGUGACGAUUUCUCCUGCCCCAGGUUCAAAGGAGUAUUGUGCUCCGGUCAUGGAGAGUGCCAGUGUGGUGAAUGUAAGUGCCACGGCGGGUACAUUGGCGAUAACUGUAACUGCAGCACAGAGACCAGCGGGUGCUUCGCCAAUGAUGGACGGAUAUGCAGCGGUAAAGGAAACUGUGUCUGCGGCCAAUGUCAGUGCAUCGAGCCCGGUGCGUUCGGACAAACCUGCGAGAAAUGCCCCACCUGCCCUGAUGCUUGCGGAACCAAAAGGGACUGCAUCGAGUGCAGAUUGUACCAGACGGGACGACUUGCCGAUAACCAGACGUGUCACAAACUGUGUAAGGAUGAAAUUGUGAUGGUGGACGAGCUCGACACAGACAAACCCGAGGCCAUUUUGUGUAUCUACAAGACAGAAAAUGACUGUGUGAUGCGUUUUACUUACUCCGAGGAGGCGAGUGGCAAAUCUGUUCUAACCGCGCUCAAAGAACCAGAAUGCGCCACGGCCCCCAAUGUACUCAUGGUCCUGCUGGCGGUUGUGGGCAGUAUUUUACUUAUUGGGCUUGUUCUCCUGGCCGUCUGGAAGCUACUCGUUACUAUUCAUGAUCGCCGCGAGUUUGCCAGAUUUCAGAGUGAGCGAACGAGAGCCAGAUAUGAAAUGGCUUCAAACCCCCUGUACCGGCAGCCGAUCUCCACGCACAGCGUAGACGAGGUGUUCAGCAUGCUGGGCAAAUCCUGGACAAAAAUUGAUGGUGUUUAUAUUUAAACCUUUUUUAUUCCCAGAAUGAGGUGAUAUUUUUUAGAUUCUCCAGAAGUCAAAGGGUUUAAUUGAAGCACAACAUUUUAACUUUUUAUACUUUCCUGACAACUAGAUGCCAGUCCUUCGGUACUUUAAACUUAACCCAAGAAGACGACUGAAAUAUUUUACCCCAUUGUGGGCGAGACAUGGUCGCUGUAACGUGUGCCUGGAUUCAUACAUUUGGGUUAUUUUUAGCACAAGAUAAAUAUUUUGGAUACAAAUGUAUGAAUUUAAAGCUGCAAUUUUUUAAAUAACUGUAAAUUAAUAAAGAUUU
Messenger RNA from Pelobates fuscus (common spadefoot toad), 2804 nucleotides. RefSeq names its product integrin subunit beta 5 (gene ITGB5). Gene Ontology annotation, biological process: integrin-mediated signaling pathway; cell-matrix adhesion; cell migration. Gene Ontology annotation, cellular component: integrin complex; cell surface; focal adhesion. The record is from RefSeq and is a predicted model, not a curated record. Bases 62 to 2497 code for a protein of 811 amino acids. Gene Ontology annotation, molecular function: integrin binding. The transcript is spliced from 15 exons. NCBI's taxonomy places the organism in Eukaryota, Metazoa, Chordata, Amphibia, Anura, Pelobatidae.